UAGAGGAGAGAAGAAAAAAAAUCCCGAGCCCCGACCAUUUCUUUCCAUGGAGAAGAGCCCGGAACGCGCCAGAGAAUUACUCACCUGGAUCCAAAAUGCAAUCAAGGCAAAAAAGUUGCGUGAUCCUGUCUUUACAGAAAAUAAAACGCGUAAUGCCUGGCCAUUUAACGAAUUCUUAAAACAAGAACCUUAUAGAACUAUACCUAAAAAAUUAAGAGAUUAUGGAAGUAAACACGCUUCCAGAAUUCAUGGUGGUAAGAAACCAACUCCCCAACAUCUUAAACUGCUUUCGAGAAUCGCAAUGAGGCAAGAAUCAGACCACUUUGAUGCAGGUGAUAAUUACACUAUAGACAAUACAGAAUCAGAAGAGUCUGACUCCGAACCAGAGACAAGCGACAGUUCAAAACCUCAAAUACAGGCUUUUUCGUCAUCUCAAACAAUAGAAAUGAAUUCAAUGUUAGCUGAAAUUGAUGCAAUGUUAGAAAUAAAUACCAGAAGGAGGGUCGGGUAG
Dentiscutata erythropus is the source of this 511-nucleotide messenger RNA. NCBI's taxonomy places the organism in Eukaryota, Fungi, Glomeromycota, Glomeromycetes, Diversisporales, Gigasporaceae. The record is from the annotation of a GenBank genome assembly.